UGGGCUUCAAGGGACCCUGUAAUCCCAACUACUUGGCACGCUGAAGCAGGAGAAUCACUUGAAUCCGGGAGGUGGAGGUUUCAGUGAGCCGAGAUAGUGCCACUUCACUGCAGCCUGGGCGACAAGAGUGAAACUCCGUCUCAAAGAAAACUAAAAUAGGCUGGGUGCAGUGACUCACGCCUGUAAUCCCAGCACUUUGGGAGGCCGAGAUGGGUGGAUCACCUGAGGCUGGGAGUUCAAGACCAGCCUGACCAACAUGGAGAAACCCCAUCUCUAUAAAAAUACAAAAUUAGCUGGGCAUGGUGGCUCAUGCCUCUAAUCCCAGCUACUCAGGAGGCUGAGGCAGGAGAAUUGCUUGAACCUGAGAGGCGGAGGUUGUAGUGAGCUGGGAUUGCUCCAUUGCACUCCAGCCUGGGCAACAAGAGCGAACCUCUGUCUCAAAAAAUAAAUAAAUAAAUAAAAUAAAUACAUAAAAUAAAUAAAUACAUAAAUAAAAUAGAUACGUAUUUAUGCAAACCAUAGAAAAAUGUUUGGCAACCAUCAGAAGAUACCUGACAAUGUGAAAUAGUUUUAUUACAACUGGCCUGACCUUCAAAGGCCUUCACAGCUCCUGCCUUCAUGCUACCGUCUACUAUGUUCCUCGUGCACCUUCCAGUCAGCACAAACAGGCUGCACUGCCUCCGAAACACAUCACUUGAAUCCUACCUCUGCUCCUUUGUCCAUCUGAAUCACCCUCUCCACAUUUCUGACCCUGUAAUCCUCAUCUCACUUCAUGAGGCAGUUCGCUUCUCUUUUGCAUUUAGCUUUCCCCGGGGUACACUGUCAAUAGCCUACUGUCUGAUGUCAUCAGACAGUACUUCAUCAGAGGCAAUUAUGUCCACAGAGCUUUUGGCUAAUUACUGUGACUCCUCUUUACAUGUGUGCAUAUGCAUAUCAUCUUUCCCUAAUGAGACUGGAAAUCAUGAUUCAUUCCCUGGAGCAGUGGUUUCCAUAAAUGACCAACCCACAGACCAGUGCAAACUGGCUGCAAAAGAGCUUCCUCUGAGGAACUUAUUAGAAUGGAGAUUCUUUGACUGCAUGGGAUAGGAGGAUCUCAUAAAUCUGGGUGUAAUAGGCACAGAACGUUAGGUGUAAUAUGGGCGGGACUCUGGACUCAGCAUAUCCAACAAGCUGCUGGCUGAUUCCGAUGAUGCCGAUGAAUUGCCAGGUUGGGAACUGCUGCCCCCAGAGAACCUAGCAGAGAGCUCUGUACGUGGUAGGUGCUCACUCCCCUAUUGUUUGGGUGUAUGCCUCCUGAUAAUGAACUUGAUCGUAACAUUAUUGUUGUAUUAUGCCUGUAUUGUUUCCUUAAGUGAAGGAAGAAUGCUUUUGAGUACCUAAUAGGUGGCAAGCUCUGUGCCUACUUACAUACAUGAACUAUUCCUUUUAAUAACCUUUGGAGAUAAAGUGGCAUUUCCAUUGGGCAUUAGAAAUCUGAAGACUUUCGUUUACAGCUGUUGCAACAGCAGAACUAGAAUUCGACCUCCGACAUUUCUGCUCACCAGAGGGCAUGAACUGCUGGUUUGUACCUGGCUUGCAGAUACCUUCUUUGGGCAGCACAAUGUUCAAAAUUAAAAAAACUACCAACACUUCUAAACUGGAUACUUUGUAUCAAUAUCUGGGUUUCUGGCUUCUCUUCAUGGGAAAAAAACAAACAAACAAAAAGGUUUGGUGAACACUGGGGCCCACAUUCCUGCCGGGCAACAGUCACAUGGAGACUUUAGAUGGGCACGUGCCCAGAACACACUAGAGUCCCCAUCGCUCCCCAUUCUCUUACAUUCUAUUCCCAACUAGGUUCUUAUAGGCCUGGGUUUGUGCCUGUUGCACACUUAUCUACUCUCUUGCUUCCCACUGGUCAGGAAGUCUGGCAAACUUAAAAGGCCUCUUUUUGUUGCUCUCUCCUGUAUGGAUCUCUCAUCAUAGAGGUGUGUGCAUUUCUGACUUUGUGAUUUCAAUACUAAGGAAGCUGUCGGCACAUUAUCAAGGAAAACGGGCAUCGCUGCUCCCCAACGUACACAUUCUGGUGUGCCCCAGUAAAAUUCUAUAUUCAGCCUCCAAACUAGCUGGGAAAAAUGUGGCAAAUCAUCUACUUGCUCCAAUUCAAUGGUGUUUAGAAGUAAGAAGUCACUGUGAGCAGUGCCACCAAGUGGUGGAGAGACUCCAUGCAGAAUCGCCACCUUCAGCCAGAGAGGCUGGGAGGCCGAAGACCUCUCUCAAUGCACAGGGCCAUUCAGAAACUACAAACAAAAUGCUUGCUCAUCUCCCUAGGCCACUCCUUCCGAGGCUUUUUGAGACAAGGUCUCACUGUCAUCCAGGCCGGAGUGCAGUGGCACAAUCAAGGCUCACUGCAACCUCAACCUUCUGGGUUCAAGCGAUCCUCCCACUUCAGCCUUUCGAGUAGCUGGGGUGACUACAGGCAUGGGCCACCACACCCAGCUGAUUUUUUUUUUCUUUUUAGUAGAGAUGAGGUCUCGCCAUAUUGCUCAGACUGGUCUUGAACCAACACAUUUUUAGCUUUUUAAAAGACAGCCUUGGCCAGCCAUGGCAGCUCACGCUUGUAAUCACUGCACUUGCGGAAGCUGAGGUGGGCAGAUAGCUUGAGCCGAGGAGUUCAAGACCAGCCUGGGCAACAUGGUGAAACCCCAUCUCUACAAAAAAUACAAAAAUUAGCUGGGUGUGAUGGUGCACAUCUGUGGUCCCAGCUACUGGGGAGGCUGAGGUGGGAGGAUUGCUUGAGCCUGGGAGGUCGAGGCUGCAGUGAGCUGUGAUUACCUCACUGCAUUCCGGCCUGGGGAACAGAGAACCCUGUCUCUAUUUAAAAAAAAAAAAGAAAGAAAGAAACCUAAAAGCAGACUGGCACUUAAAAGAGUUGUGCUUCAUUUUUUGACUUUCUGUAUUAAUUUUGUUUGUUCCUUUCCUUAAACAAGCUGCCACUGCUGCUGAUUCAACAUGUUUCAUUUUAUACUUCUUUUUUUUUUUUUUUGAGAGACAGAGUUUCGCUCUUGUUGCCCAGGCUGCAGUGCAAUGGCGUCAUCUCGGCUCACUGCAACCUCUGCCUCCCGGGUUCAAGCAAUUCUUCUGCCUCAGCCUCCCAAGUAGCUGGGUUUACAGGCAUGCACCACCACACCCGGCUAUUUUGUAUUUUUAGUAGAGACGGGGUUUCUCCAUGUUGGUCAGGCUGGUCUGGAACUCUCAACCUUAGGUGAUCUGCCUGCCUUAGCCUUCCAAAGUGCUGGGAUUACAGGUGUAAGCCACUGAGCCUGGCCCAUUUUAUACAUUUUUAAUGUGUAUUCUUGUUUUUGGAAAAUGUGACCAGAGGACUAUUAAACUCUUUUAGCAUCAGUAUAGCAAGGAGGUAAAAAAACAAACAACAAAACAAACAAAAAAAAACCCUUUUUGUAAAAUAGGAUUGAGUAUCGUUGGAUUGAGCACUUACCAAGCAACUGUGCCAGGCAUUGGUGUCCUUCAUUUAAUUCUUACAAGCCUGAGUGUUCGGUAUUUUAAUUUUAUAGGUGAACAAAUAGAAGCUGAGGGUGAAGGACCUACAGCUGUCACCUUCAUCUCUUCUCAACACUGCCAACUGUCCCCUUGGAUCUCCCAGACAGACAACAAGGGACAUCUCUGGUUUCUCGGUGCCUCCUAGAAACCUCGGGUCAUUUCAAGGCAUUAUGCAAAUGAGAAGCUUUCCUUCUCUUCACCUCAUCUCCUGAUCUGCACAAAAGUGACUGUAGGACCCAGUGUUGGUACCGAUGUAGGCACCAAUCCUCAGUUUACCACCUGCUCUCUACUUGCUUCCCUGCCAUAACUUUCUAAAAGGGAUGUGAGCCAUGUUUAAAGUCACCUGGUCACUGGAGGGAUCUUGUUCUACCCCCUGUAGUAGUACCUCUGUAGGGUAGUACCCACUGUAGGGAUCUUGUUCUACAUCAGUGGUUGCCAACUUUUUGGCACCAGGGACUGGUGUUGUGGAAGACAAUUUUCCACGGACUGGGGGGCUGGGGAGAAUGGUUUCAGGAUCAAACUGUUCCACCUCAAAUCAUCAGGCAUUAGAUUCUCAUAAGGAGGGCACAACCUAGAUUGCUAGCAUGCCCAGUUCGCAAUAGGGUUCGUUCUCCUGCGAGAAUGGCAUGCCGCUGCUGAUCUAACAGGAGGCAGAGCUCAGGUGGUAAUGGGAGCAAGGGGGAGUGGCUAUAAAUACAGCUCACCGCUCACCUGCUGCUGUGCAGCCCGGUUCCUAACAGGCCAUGGACGGUACUGGUCUGUAGCCCAGGAGUUGGGGAAUCCUGCUCUACAGAGUUUCCAACCUCAGAGAUGAAGCAUCCCCUCUGUAAGUCAGAAAGAAAUUAUUCAAGUAGGAGAAUUAAAACAGGAUCACAGAGAGGGAGGCUGAAGAAUUUGACAUUCUGUGUUGUUUACUUGUAUGAGGAAAAACAGCACAUAGAGGCAUCCACAGUAUUUAAUUUGUUUGGAUAACAGUUACGGAUAAACAGGUACACCCCAUAUACAAUUACCAAUACUUUUUAUACCGUUCAUAUUUCAGUACAUCAACACUAUUUUAUUUACACUCUAUUUAUAUACAUUAACAUCUUUCUAAAGUCAGUGCAUUGUCAACAUGUUUUAUACAGUAAUUUACAAGGUGAAUGUAGUUAAUAGUUAAUUUAAUAAAUUUUCUGCUAGUUCAUGAAUUAAAAAAAUUAAUUACAACCAGUAUAACAAACAGAUCAAACAACAUUAGUAGAUUGUGCUACCUGCUUAAAUAAAACAUCUGUAAAGAAAUUAUUUAAAGUCUUCCACUUUUUAACGGGACAUGUACACGUAGGAAUGGACCGAUUUUAUAUACUGAAAAUCUUGAAACUAUAAAGUAUGCAUUUUUUCUGAGUUUAUUACAUUAGAUAAUUUAGGCCACUCCUACCUAUUUGCAAUUAUAUUUUUUCUGAAAAGGAUUUCAAUUUAGGUAGCCAUUUAAGAUAACCUUUCCAAAUGCUCUGAGAACUAGAUAUUAAUGGUUACUGGCCUCAGAUAUCAGAACACAAAUGCUUAGUUACACUGGUAAUUACUACCUAUGAGGAAGAAAGUGUAGUGGAAUCUGACAAUUAAUGAGAAUCAACUUGCAGGGUCUAAAUGAAUAAACAAAGACCAAAAAUAAGGUGAAACAUUUCCUUCAAGUAUAUAUUAAAAAACUACACCAAAAAAAUUCUACCUGAACUAAAUAAUAUUUAUACUUUUGUUCCAGUCUUGAAUAAUUAGAGGAAAAAAUGAAGUAAACAAAGAAACAUAACUUUCAAUGACUACUGUAAAAUUUUAAAAAAAGACAAAUAUCAAAAUAAAAAUUAGUGGACGUGCAAACAAAGCAAAACUAAAGUUGACUUCCUAAAACCACCAAUUUCAUUAAAUAUACUUAUGAACUCCUAAUGUCUGGGAUGUGUUUUGUUUGUAAUUUAUAGCCCUUGGAGCCAUCAAAUACACACAAGCAAGUUCAUUUGCAUGUGUUCUCUCUUUUUUAAAGUGCAAAAUAAACACGGAAAAGAACAACCACUAAUUGUGAAACGUGAUCUAGCUCCGAUGCCGCUUACCUUCCCAGAAGCUCUUGUUGCAACAUGUGCAUGUGAAGAUGGUGCAAAUAUUGGCAACUGCUCCCCUUCCCUCAGCAUGGGCGGGGCCGGGGGUGCAGAAUACAUUUCUGAGGAUACUUGAAGUAUCCUAAAUGUAAGAUGCCUCCACUGGGAGGGCCAUGGUAGCUGGAUUUCCCAGGAUGUUUUUCUUUCUACUGGGUCUCCCUCUGGGUGGAAGGCACAUAGCUCUUAAGAGAGCCUCCCUUUCAGACUGACCACUCUAUGCCCCUGCCACCAAUGACUGGUUGUAUCUCAAACAUAAACACAACGGCAAAAACAAAAAGCAAGAAAGACAAAGAAAGGGUAUGGAAACUUUAAAAAAUAAAUGGAAAAAUCCUCGCCCAUGCCGUAAGAAUCAUUUGCACACCUUCAUGAUCUUGCUUUCUCCAUCUUGUCAACAGAAUGGAAUAAAACUUAAGGAAAAAGGAGGUAGCAUAUCAUGUCAUCCCUAGACAACAUUAUAAUUUUUUGUUUUUUACUUUGACUCCAAGGAAAUCUUUAAUAUUUGUUAUGAUUAUUGAUAAACUCUAUACUGACUACAUAUUUGUUCAUAUCUGGACAAGCACAAUUGAGUUCUUAUUUGGUCCCAGGUGGCUGGUGCCAAACUUUUUGUUUACAGGCUAAUGGUGGGAUCUGCCUGAAAGUUCUCUAUCAGACAACUUGCAUGAGACUUCAAAAUAAAACUACUACUACUCUUAAAGUUAACUAUUUUAAUUAGAAUUUGUAUUCUAACAGGAUAAAAUAACUACAUUUAGCUUGCCUCUCAGUGACACUUUUGCCAAGUAUCAGCUACAAGGAGUCAUCUCCCUCCCCACCAAGCUGUCUAGCAGCCAGAAUGGUAGCUUUGCUGUAACACACAGUACUUUUUGUAAUCAGACUCAAAGUCUUCAUCCAUACUGCUUGUGUCUGCCAUCUUUUUGCCAUCAAUCUUUGGCAGAAAUUGUGCAUAGUCUAUCCUCUGCUGCUCAUAGAAAAGAAUGUAGGCAGAGUCGGUGUCAAUUUCAUCAGGGUGACAUUCCUGAAAGGGCAAGAAAAACUUUUAACAAAAACCGUCACUAUUAUGGCUCUAAAUCCUUGCCAGGAAAGGGAAGACCAACCCUCUGUAAUUACUAAACCUGAUUGCUUCCAAUAAGCUCACUAGUUUGGCUGUCUCACACCUGCCCCUUUAAAAUGAGCCCCAUUAUUUCCAAUGUUUGCUUUGGAGAAAAUAUUUUGACCAUAGACAAGUCAAAACAGAAUGACCUAAAACCCCAUCAAAUUCUAUGUAUUUAUUUUUAUUUAUUUACUUUUUUGAGAUGGAGUCUCUGUCUGUCACCAGGCUGGUGUGCACUGGUGUGAUCUCAGCUCACUGCAACCUCUGCCUCCUGGGUUCAAGCGAUUCUCCUGCCUCAGCCUCCCGAGUAGCUGGGACUACAGGCAUGUGCCACCACGCCUGGCUAAUGUUUUGUAUUUUUAGUAGAGACAGGGUUUCACCAUAUUAGGCAGGAUGAUCUCAAUCUCCUGACCUCAUGAUCCACCCUCCUUGGCCUCCCAAAGUGCUGGGAUUACAGUCGUGAGCCACCGCGCUUGGCCCAACCCCAUCAAAUUCUAACAGUCUAGAAGAUAGGAGCUUUUUGCAUUAACUCCUUUUUUUUUUUUUUUUUUUUUUUUUGAGACAGAGUCUUGCUCUGUUGCCCAGGCUGGAGUGCAGUGGUGCAGUCUUGGCUCACUGCAACCUCCACCUCCCAGGUUCAAGCUGUUCUCCUGCCUCAGCCUCCCGAGUAGCUGGGAUUACAGGCAUGUGCCAACAUGCCCAACUAAUUUCUGUAUUUUUAGCAGAGAUGGGGUUUCACCAUGUUGGCCAGUCUGGUCUCGAACUCCUGACAUCAAGUGAUCCACCUCCUAAGCCUGCCUCAGCCUCCCAAAGUGCUGGGAUUACAGGCAUGAGCCACUGCGCCCGGUCAACUAACUCUUUAUUUUUCCUCACUACUCAUGUUUUCAUUCCCUACUCUGCAUAUCACUUUUGUUCCUUUAAUACUGACAGCAUCUAUGUAUUGAUUCUAACAGGAAUAUCUAUUUCCUAUUCAAGAGAUAGUCCAUUAUUUCAACAAAUGUUCCCCAGUUCUGUCGAUAUUCUGUUUCUAACUUUCAUUCAAAGAUUGAGAAUGCUUACCUCACAAAUGCUGUCAUUGUAACAGUACCACUUGCAGUUUGGGUUUUUAGCAUAAGCGACGUAAUGGCCCCCACUCAGAAUUCCUGAAUGGCACUGUAAGAGAUAAGAGAGUGGAGGUAUGUUCGUAGUUAACUGUACUAUGGCCAGGGUAUAGCACUAGGAUCUGAGCAGGAGAACAGUGAUCAUGUAAAUGGUCAGUAGGUGAGAAAAUAUUUUAGAACCCUCUAACUUUCUCUAAAACCAAAAUAAGCAAAAAGCAAAAUACAAAAGUCAUAAGCUCCAAGUCUUGCGUGGAUAAACAAUCAUUUUAUAAUGUAAUUACUAUUACUAUUAUUAUUUUGAGACAGGGGCUUGCUCUAUCACCCAGGCUGGGGUGCAGUCGAGUGAUCACAACUCUCUAAAGACUUGGCCCCCUGGGCUCAGGUGAUCCUUCUGCCUCAGCCUUCCAAGUAGCUGGGACCACAGGCAAUGCCACCAUACCUCACUCCAUUUUAAAAUUAUUUGUAGAGAUGGGGCCCAGGCUGGUCUCAAACUCCUGGGCUCAAGCGAUCCUCCUGCCUCAGCCUUCUAAAGUGCUGGGAUUACAGGUGUGAGCCACCACACCUGGGCAGGCCCAGAUUUCUAUGUUAACUUUGUCUAUCACUAAGCUCAAUGCUAGGAAAUAAGCAGGACCUGAAAAAUACUUGCUGAUGAAUACAUGAAGACAAGUGAACAAAACACAGACCACUCUCUGAAAACUGUACAAUAAACCACUUAUUGAAAUUGCAUAUAGAUUAUAAAUAGGCUUAAUAUGAGUGUCUUCUCUUUGGUCAUCAGUGCUGUCUUCUUCACUGUGGUUUCCAAGCUGACCAUUGCUGUAGCCAUUGCCAUAUGCUUCAUGCUCAUAAAGGAAUCCAUUGGCCAAAGCUACCUCGUGGUCCUGAGGAGUGACCAGCUCUGGUUUGCUGCCCCCCCACAUAUGCCCUCAGCUCAAGGCGUCAGCCAGCUCACAGAUCUGCCCAGCCCCAUUCUCUUUGCUGGCAUCCAAGUUCUUCUUACUACUUGACAGCUUAUUUUUGCUGCCAAUAUGGGGCAGCCGGAGCCUCUCUUUGCUCCUCCCCAAAGUCCGUGGGCUGCUAUUAGGGCUGCUGUUUUUGCUGGAGGGACAGCUGGUUCCACUUUUUCUUGAUGAAGAAGGAGAACCUGUGAACAGGACAGAAGAAAAGAUUCACAAAUCCAAAUGCCACAAAGUAAGCCAGCCCCAAAUGCUAACUCUGGGGUUAGCUUCACAACUGUACACACAAAGGUAAAGACAGGGGAGUCGUGACUGGCUACCCUUUAGUUCCUAUUAUGUGGCCAGUAAAUUACAUUUUUGUCUUCUUCAAUGCCAAGUCCCUAUAAGCAACAAUGUCCUGAAAAUGUAAAGUACAUUAUAGAGACUCAGAAAAUAGCAGAAAGAUGAUUUAUGUCAGAUUCAGUUGAAAAAAAUCUAACUAUUAGUGUAAGGAGUUUUCCAAAUACAUAUUCCUCUCCUUUGUAAAAUUAGACCAAAAAUGUGACCACCAUUUACUGAGUACUUCCUAUUUUUAGGCAUGGUACUGGGAAUUUCUUGCUGUCCAUUGUUACCUCUAUGUCUCACAAAAAUCCUGUAAGGCUUUAAACUUUUUGGUUAUAGCCUCUUACCCCUACCCCCUUUUAUACCUUUAAAAAUUAUUGAGAACCUUUAGAACUUUUAUGUGAAUUUUAUCUAUCAAUAUUUCCUGUAUUAGAAACUAAAACUGAGGCAUGAAAAAGUACAACACAUUAGCACAGAUCUUCACUGUCAAAGUGACGAUAUUAUUCCACGUCAUGUUGUCUCUUACACCAUUGUACAUCUGUGAGAGAAUAAAAGUGAAAAGGCACAUAUUGUCUUAGUAUUUUUAUGAAAAUAGUUUUGGGCCAGGCACAGUGGCUCACACCUGUAAUCCCAGCACUUUAGGAGGCCGAAGCAGGAGGUUCACUUGGGUGCAGGAGUUCGAGCCCAGCCUGGGAAACAUGGCGAAGCACCAUCUCUACAAAAAAUACAAAAAUUAGCCAGGUGCAGUGGUGCGUGCCUGUAGUCCCAGCUACUCAGGAGGCUGAGGUGGGAGGAUUGAUUGACUCCAGGAGGUCGAGGCUGCAGUGAGCUGUGAUCUGUGUUGCACCACUGCACUCCAGCCUGGGUGACAGAGUGAGACCCUGUCUCAAAAAAAUAAAAAAUAAAAUAAAUAAAUAAAUAAAGAUUUUUGAUCCUCUAGACCCCCUGAAAGAUGGGGAACCUCACAACUUUCACUAUAAGGGGACAAGACAGCAGCUACCAUUCCUGUUUACCAUACAUCAGGCACUGUGUGAAGUGCUUUACUCUCCAUGUGUCAAACUCUCAACUCUGUAAACCUGGCAUUAUCUCCAUUUUACAGAUGAGAAAAUAGAUUCAGGGAGGCUGAAUCUCUUGAUAAAACUUACAUAGCUCAAAUACAGAUAGGUCUGAUUCCAGAUAGGUUCCUUCCACCCAACCAACCUGAUGUUCCAGAUCAGAAGACAGAGAAACAUAUGUAGCCUAGAGGAGUCCCAAGAAAGCAACUGCAUAAGGCCCCCAGGCCUCACCUUUUGGGCUGCUGCUGAUGUUAGCGCUGAGUGAGGAUGGGCUUUUGCUCAGGAGCAUGUCCUCUUCCCCAGCCAAACUCUGCACAUCCGCUUUCUUCACCUCUCUUGCCAGAAUCCUGGGCUUGGAGAGCUCAUCCCCCUGGGGUGUGAGUGGUUGAUGCUGGCAGAGAGCCGGGUCUCGUGGUACCAAAAAAGCACUCGGAUCAAAACUUUCCCAAGGAAAUUUGACAAUUUUCUGUGAUUUUAUCCACUGAUCAUUUACAAAUUGAAAUCGCUUAAGGUGAAUAAUCUGGAGAAGAAAAGGUAGAAAACAUCGCAUUAAAGCGUUCUGAAGAUACAAAAUUUACAUGGAAAAAACAAGUCAAAUACAUGUGAAUGUUUGGGAAUAUAUAACAGAACAUUUGCUCUUCAUUAUUUUUUAAAUACUUCAAAAAUGUGGUUUCCUAAAGGCCUCUACACAGGCCCCAGUGCACUGGUGUGCUUGUGCAGACACUCAACUCAGCAGUGUGGCACAGCCACGUGACUGCGCAGUGGGUACUGCCUCCAGGCUCAGUUGCUCUUCUAGAGUCCACAAAGGGCUAGCCUGAGCUUCCACUCUCCACAGAGCCAGAAGUUCACCCUCUCCUGAAGUUCAAAUUCACCACGUUGUACCCCUUGUGGCAGUUCUCACAUCACACUGAAUUGCAGUUACUGGGCUACAUGACCGCUCUGCUUGUUUUAUUUGAUGAUUAUAUGAAAAUAUAUACUUGUUAAAAUUCAUCAAACUGGAUAUUAAAAAUAUAUGCUUUUAAUUGUAUGUUAAUUAUACCUCAAUUUUUUUAAAAAGGUCUCCCCCUUGGCCAGGCAUGGUGGCUCACACCUGUAAUCCCCACACUUUGGGAGGCCGAGGUGGGUGGAUCACGAGGUCAGGAGAUCGAGACCAUCCUGGCUAACACAGUGAAUCCUCAUCUCUACUAAAAAAAUAAAUAAAAAACACACAAAAAAUUAGUCAGGCGUGGUGGUAGGCGCCUGUAGUCCCAGCUACUUGGGAGGCUAAGGCAGGAGAAUGGUGUGAACCUGGGAGGUGGGGCUUGCAGUGAACUGAGAUCUUGCCACUGCACUCCAGCCUGGGCGACAGAGCGAGAUUCCAUCUCAAAAAAAAAAAAAAAGGUCUCCCCCUCCUCCCCAGCCACCUUGUCCCCAAGCCUGCCCCUUCCCUCUAGUUCCUAUCUGUGGAGUUAGCUGACAACCAGUGUUAUUAAUUUCUUGUGCAUCAUUCCCUGGGAAGCUGUUCUGGUCUAAGAAAAACCUACAUUCAGCUUCACAGAGUAGUGUGACAGAGACAUGAUUAGAAUAAGAAAAUACGGCUGGGUAUGGUGGCUCAUGCCUGUAAUUCCAGCACUUUGGGAGGCCAAGGUGGGCGGAUCACCUGAGGUCAGGAAUUCGAGACCAGCCUGGCCAACAUGGUGAAACCCCAUCUCUACUAAAAGUACAAAAAUUAGCCAGGUGGUAGUGGUGCAUGCCUGUAAUCUCAGCUACUCAGGAGACUGAGGCAAGAGAAUCACUUGAGCCCAAGAGGUGGAUGUUGCGGUGAGCUGAGAUUACAACACUGCACUACAGCCUGGGUGACACAGUGAGACCCUGUCUCCAAAAAAAAAAAAAGAAAAAAGAAAGAAAAUACAUAUAAAUAUCUGAUUAAAAUAGGCCAGUACCUUACAGUUACACUGACCUUAAUGAAUAGGAAGAUUUGUCACUUCAAACUCUCCUGACAAACAAAAGGACAGUCUCCUAAUCCAUGAAGGGAGAAGGCAGAAGUAAAUUAAAUCUAAAAGAACACACAGGCCCUAGUGCACUGGUGUGCUUGUGCACACACUCAACUCAGCAGCGUGCCACAGCCACAUGACUAUGUGCAGUGGGUGUUGGGGGCUCCGGGCUCAGUUGCUCUUCUAGAGUCCACAAAGGGCUAGCCUGAGCUUCCUCUCUCCACAGAGCCAGAAGUUCACCCUCUCCUGAAGUUCAAAUUCACCACGUUGUACCCCUUGUGGCAGUUCUCACAUCACACUGAAUUGCAGUUACUGGUCUACAUGAUUGAUCUCUUCUUCUAGGUUGUAAGCUCUUUAGGAAAAGGAACUACCAAAUAUUUGUAGAAAGAUUCAUCUCUGUAUUCAACAUAAAAACCUUGUACAGAAAGUGUUUUAAACACUGCUGCAGGAAAAGUCUUAUUCUCAAAAAUAACAAAACCUCCUGUUUGUUCAUGUCUUCUUUCUUUUAUGCUAGAUUCCUGCUCUCUCAGAGGCAGGACUGUAACAUACCAGGAAGGGUGGAAGCCUCCAGAGAUCCAGCUUCUUUGUUGCUAAGCAGUGGGUCUUACACUUGGAACAGUAGUACAUCUCAUCUUCCCCUAGCUCUUCCUCACUGGGGAAAGCACGGAGACGGCUGUCCAGGAUGAUGGGCUCGACUUGCGCUCGCCGACUCUGCUCCACACUCUGAUGCUCAUCUACAACCUGUAGGUAGAGGGAACAGGAGGAAAGGGGUGUGUGGGAAGGCAUUUAAACUGGUGAUCUAGCUAUGCAUCAACCUCUCGGUCACUCACCCUUAUUUUACUCUAUAUAAGGAAAAAGAAAAUAUAACUGGCUGGGUAUGGUGGCUCAGGCCUGUAAUCCCAGCACUUUAGGAGGCUGAGGUGGGGGGAAUUGCUUGAGUCCAGGAGUUCAAAACCAGCCUGGCCAACAGAGUGAGACCCUGUCUAUGUAAAAGAAAAACCUAAAAAUUAGCUGGGCGUUGUGGCGCAUGUCUCUAGUCCCAGCUACUCAGGAGGAUUGCUUGAGCCUGGGAGUAGAGGUUGCAGUGAGCUGUGAUUACGCCACUGCACUGCAGCCCAGAUGACAGAGAGAGACCCUGUCUCAAAAAAAAAAAAAAGGGAAAAGAAAACACAACCCAAACUAGAGUCUGAGCAAAUACAGCACCUACACAUUUAUUCACAAAUGUUACACUGUAACAUUCUGGAUAAAAUUUCUAUUUAUAUGAUCAUAGCUUUUCUUGAAAAAUUUUUGAAUGCUUCAAAAUGACAAAAAGAACUGCAUUUAUUUAACAACUUUGGAAUCCUAUAAGGGAUUACAUGUGAGCUGGCCCUCAAGCCAGGGGUGGUGAUAGUAAGCCAUUUAUCUUUAAUCAGAAAGCCAGAGCAUUAUCAGUAUGCUGCAGAGUUUACAGAGGCUAGGAGAAAUAACAUGAAACAGAAACCAGAGCUGGAUGAAAUAAGGGCACAGAAAAGCUCACCAUGAGAAGACAACACAGCAGAGCACGAAACACCACAGGGUACAACUCAUUUACAUCUGAUCCCAUGUAACACAGAGUUAUCAGAAUACCAAGUCUAUACUUAUCUGUCUCCUCCCUCAUGGGGCCUUUUUAUCUGAGAUGGCAACAAAAGGAAGAACAAGCUCAAGAGUGUGCUGCUUUUGUUGAGAAGGCCCCUAAUACCCACCCAAACCUUUGGGGUCCUGUUAAUCAGCAUGUUAGGCUGUGGAGCAAGAAGGAGUUAAGUGUAAGAAAGGAGAGAGAGCAAAGAAUGGGUGGGGUGCAGGGAUAUGUGUUGGGAGUGGUGUAGAAUGAAGAAGGAGGAGAGAAGGAAGGAUCUAGAGUGCAGCAGAAAAGAAAGAAUUUUUCCCUCUCCAUGCCUGGCUGCUACCUGACAAACAAUCAAGAACCAUAGAGCUGGGAUCCUUCUGUUUGUCCCUCUAAUGUAUGGGAAGGUGGGUGAAGCAUCAGGGUUAUGAAUGCUACCAUAAGACUUCACACAGUUUAUAUUUGUGUCCCAAAGCAGAGCCCGGACCACAAGGCCCAUACUGACUGCCUCUCUGUGGCAAACGUCACAUAUGUCCAUCACCCACCCUAUUUAUUGCUCCUCACCCUUCCAGAGGUGAACUUCCUCCAUGAAUUUCCCUUCCUGAAACUCACGAUGGGAACCUUAGGCUGCCUGGAAUACAAAUUGGCACAGCUCAAGACAUGCAGCUUAGCAUGGGUUUUCAGGCGAGACUUUUUCCCUAUGUGAGAGUCACGAGGCUGUCAAAUGCUGUUAUAAACAAGCAAGGUUGGGUUUGAUCAUGCAGUUAAGGUUCUAGCACUGAAUAAUUAUCCAGGCUAAAGAGCUCAUUUAAAAAGGGGAACUUAGAGGAAAAUUCUUUUUUUAGAAAAGGAAAUCUGGCUUGGACUUGGGUUAUAGACUUCUUUUUUGAGUACAAAUUCUGUAGUAACAAGAUAUUAACUGUCAUCAUCUUUUGAAAUGGUCACUCAAGGAAAAAACUGAUGUGCUUCAAAAGGAAACAUGCUGUAUCAUAGUUGUUGGAAUGAGUAGAAAAAGGGGUGUAUCAUAUACGGUAGUGUUUCCUUUCUCAUAGCCAGUUAAAUAUUAUCUCUAUUAUCUCUACCAGGAAUACUUUAUGGCCAACCACAAAUUAGAGUAAGCUAGUAAAGAAUGUUGAAUUUUAUUGACUAUAUUUUCUGAGGAACACAGGCUACAGUGCUAGAUGAAGACAGGGAGGAAAGAAGGCUGAUAAAAAACAUAUUUGUGGACUGUACUGACAAUAAUUUCUAUUUAUCAGUAAAAUUUCCCAAAGUGAUAAAGAUUCCCUUUAUCUCUUGGGAUCUAUGCUUAGAUCCUCUACUAUUGUUUAAACAGUCUAUGAAUUACUUAUAGGCACCCUCUUCUUUUUCAGAGUUGCUUUAAAGCUCAUCUUAACACAAAACACAGGAAAUGAAGUAAUAGUCUUCAUAUAAGACUAUUAAAAAAAAAAGAGAGAGGCCUAAGAAUUUGUCUAGUUUAAUUUUCUUUUUUUCUUUUCUUUUUCUUUUUCUUUUUUUUUUUUUUUUUUGAGACAGGGUCUUGCUUUGUUACCCAGGCUAGAGUGCAGUGGCGAGAUCACAGCUCACUGCAGCCUUGAUCUCUUGGGCUCAAGCAAUCCUCCAACCUCAGCCUCCCAAGCAGCUGGGACUAUAGGUGCACAACACCACACCUGGCUAAUUUGUGCAUUUUUUGUAAAGACAGGGUGACAUCAUAUUGCCCAGGCUGGCAUCUAGUUUAAUUUUCUACUGAGGAAUCUGAGGUCCAAACAGGAGAGAAAUGUAAAGGAUAAGAGUGCGUGUCCCUGUAUUUUUUUCUGAUUACUAGGUAUAAUAUUCAUGUGGAAAUUUUGGAAAGCAGAGAAAAAUGUAAAAAGGCAGGGAAUCCUUUUAUAUUCUUAAUACAAAGGCAACCACUGUCAAAAUUUUGGCAGAUUUUCUUCUGUCCUUUUUCCUAAAUAGUAUUUUUUUCAAUAUUGAAGGUAUUAUUUCCAGUAUAUGCAACUUUAUGUCUUGUUUUUAAAAAAAUGUUCACAUAUCAUAAGCAUGUUCCCAUAAAUGUUAGCAAAAACUCCUGGUAAUCAUUUUCAACAACUGCAUUAUAGUUUAUCCAAUGAAUACCCCAUGCUUUAUUUAACCAUUCCUCUAAUGUGAGACAAAUAUAAGUUGUUAAUAACUUUUUACUCUCCUAAAAAAUGCUAUGAUGAUAUUUGCCUGCAAAUUAUGGAGUAAUUACAGAGUAUUCUCCCCUCAGAUAAAUUCCUAAAAGGGAAAUCACUGGAAUAAAAAAUAUAAAGCAUAUGGACAAUAAUCCCAAUUUAAAAAGAUGUUAAUGUAUAUAAAUAGAGUGUAAAUAAAAUAGUGUUGAUGUACUGAAAUAUGAACUGUAUAAAAAGUAUUGGUAAUUGUAUAUGGGGUGUACCUGUUUAUCUGUAACUGUUAUCCAAACAAAUUAAAUACUGUGGAUGCCUCUA
Messenger RNA from Pan troglodytes (chimpanzee), 16193 nucleotides. Its product is annotated as protein FAM106A-like. The transcript has a single exon. NCBI's taxonomy places the organism in Eukaryota, Metazoa, Chordata, Mammalia, Primates, Hominidae. The record is from RefSeq and is a predicted model, not a curated record. The coding region runs from base 619 to 1086 and encodes 155 amino acids.